UGCUCCAGCUUGCAGUUACUGGAACUCCCUGCAGGACCUCCUGCCUUAUUUACUGCGCCCUUUGAGCAGUUCACGUCGCGGGGCGGAAACCCAACUAUGCGGGGAACAUGCAGUCUUUUUUGCGCGUGGAGUCUGCUGUUCUUGACAGAGGUUUGUGCGCAGGCCCAGCGGAGACCGACCUUCACAUGCGGCGGAAACAUUACAGGGGACUCUGGAGUAAUCGGGAGCCAAGGGUACCCAGGAGUUUACCCUCCAAAUGCCAAAUGUGUGUGGAGAAUCACAGUACCAGAGGGAAAGGUGGUGGUCCUGUCAUUCCGCUCUAUCGACCUGGAGAACGACAACCUGUGCCGCUACGACUAUGUGGAUGUCCACAGCGGCCAUGCCGGCGGGCAGAGACUUGGUCGCUUCUGUGGGACGUUCAAGCCGGGAGCUCUGGUUUCCAUGGGCAACAAGAUGCUCCUGCAGAUGGUAUCUGAUGCCAACACAGCUGGCAGCGGCUUCCUGGCUGUUUUCUCUGCUGCCCACCCGCAUGAAAGAGGGGAGCAGUACUGUGGAGGCAGAUUGGACAGGCCUUCUGGGACUUUCAAAACACCCAACUGGCCCGAGAAGGACUAUCCAGCUGGAGUGACCUGCUCCUGGCACAUCGUGGCACCAAAGAACCAGAUUAUUGAAGUCAAGUUUGAGAAGUUUGAUGUGGAAAGGGAUAACUACUGCCGCUAUGACCACGUCUCCAUUUUCAAUGGGGCGGAAAUCAACGAUGCCAAGAGGAUUGGCAAAUAUUGUGGAGACAGCCCCCCCGCGCCAGUGUUCUCAGAUGGGAACCAGCUCCUCGUCCAGUUCCUGUCAGAUCUCAGUCUCACCGCAGACGGCUUCAUUGGACACUACAAGUUCAGACCGAAGCAAUUCUCCAUCACCACGAUGCCACCCACCACCACCACACAGCCGGUAACCACCAGGCCCAUACCUCUGAAGUACUCUGUAGCUCUCUGCCAGCAGAAAUGCAAAAGGCGAGGAACGCUUGAGAGCAAUUACUGCUCCAGCCAUUUUGUAAUAACCGGGACAGUCAUCACCGCAGUGACGAGAGAAGGAAGUAUGUACGCCACUGUCUCUAUUCUCAACGUGUAUAAAGAAGGCAGUCUGGCCAUCCAGCAGGCAGGAAAGACCAUGAGCACCAAGAUCAUUAUCCUGUGCAAGAAGUGUCCAUUUAUCAGAAGAGGCUUGACCUACGUCUUCAUGGGCCAGGUGGAGGAGGACGGCCGGGGGAAAAUCGCCCCCCAGCACUUUGUUAUGGCGGUCAAGGCGAAGAACCAGAAAGGACUCAAUGUCCUGAAAAACAAGCGUUGCUGAGUUCCACGCGGCGCGGAGGAUUUUCUACGGGACGCGUUGGCCGAUGCUCCGCUGCGGAUGGAAACAGUUGAGCACAAAAUGGUUCCUCCAAUGUCGACAACACGAACGCAGGCCAACGACAAAACUCAAUCUGGAUGCAGAAUAAAACAUGAAAUCGACAGUAUUAUUUUAAUUAAGCGGAAUUUUGAUUUUUGUAUUUAUUCAUUUGGCUGCAAAUCACUUUUUUUUUGAGUAAUCCAGAAGACAUUAAACACUUUUACUCUGUUUUAUUAAGAGACCAGUCGGUUAGUCUGUUGAUCAACCUCAGAUUAAUAAGCAACAAAAUGAGUUUUUUCAACACUAUUCCACAGUCCAUUCUUACUCUGCCUUCUCACGUUCCUCCUAUGACCAUAGCAGGGAUUUAACAGGAACCCUGAGUAUCGAGCGUAGUAGCUCACAGAGACGUGCUUCAUAAAACAAACAUUAAUCAGAUUGUUUAAAACCACCAGUGUACACAUCUGUCCUACGAUGGCACUAUUCAUUUCAUGCUUUUCCACAUUCUGCUUUUCCCCUCUGAGUCUGUGAACAAACAGUGGGAUUCAUUUAGUAUGCAUUAGAUAAAUGUAGUCUCUUAUUUCCGAAGCCUGGUGUUGAUAGGGGACUGUUGUGUUUUUAAUAAUAACAGUCUGGAGCUCAAUUUGUGAGUUAAACUUUAAAGGGCAAAAUUCAGAAGUUUUCAAGCGAUGGUGAAAAGUGCAAUAUUGAAUAUGCAUGUGAUUCUUUCUAGAAGAUUCUAUGCUGUUUUAUGUGAAACAAAUGAGGAACUCCCUAUAUAAAGCCCCUUUCCUUUAGUCAGUUUGCAGAUGCAAGCACCGCUAUCAGCACACAUUUACAGGUUUUAUAAAAUGAAAAUAUUUUCAUAUGAAAAAGUCUGUGAAUACUAUUUAUAUUUUAUUGUUUUCAUCUUGCCAAAUAAAACUCCUUUAACAUGC
This is a messenger RNA of Gasterosteus aculeatus aculeatus (three-spined stickleback), 2318 nucleotides long. RefSeq names its product procollagen C-endopeptidase enhancer 2b (gene pcolce2b). NCBI's taxonomy places the organism in Eukaryota, Metazoa, Chordata, Actinopteri, Perciformes, Gasterosteidae. Gene Ontology annotation, molecular function: peptidase activator activity; protein binding; collagen binding. The record is from RefSeq and is a predicted model, not a curated record.